AUAUGUUUCAACCCUUGACCACACGUUCGAUAUGGACAAGAACUUCACUAUCAAUACGAAAAUUCAAGUUAGAAUCAAAUCUCAACUCUUUGUAUCAUGGUCCAUCAAUUUUGAAUUCACCUCAACUUAACUUCACUCAACUCUCCUCAGCACGAUCCGGGUUUUCCUCUUUAUCUAGAUCAUGGAGGAACGAAAGAACAAUACGUUCAUUCUCCAAUUUCUCUCGACUAAGAUCAGGACAGCCUCAGAGGACCAUCAUUGACCAGUAUCGAGACCGACACCGAACAAACUACAAAGCUAGGAAUCGGAGUCUGAUGCUAUAUACCUUAUCAUUAGGAAUUCUUACUCUAGGACUCUCAUACGCUGCUGUACCGCUCUAUAGGGUCUUUUGCUCAGUCACAGGAUAUAAUGGAACGCCACUUACCAAGCAGGAAGGAAAUGGAAAAUUCUCAGCAGAUCGAAUCUCUAGACCGAUUGGGGAGAAAUCGAUUACUGUCCGAUUCAAUGCUGAUAAGAGUGACACACUGAAUUGGAAGUUUUGGCCUUGUCAAAAGUCUGUCAAAGUUAAGCCAGGGGAAACGGUGUUAGCAUUCUACAAAGCUAAGAACUUAUCGGAUAAGGAUAUCUUGGGCGUUGCCACUUACAAUGUCACACCUGGACAGGUUGCACCUUAUUUCGCUAAAGUUGAAUGCUUUUGUUUUGAUGAACAAAGGCUAAUGGCAGGAGAAGAGGUCGAUUUACCGAUCUUUUUCUUCAUCGAUAAGGAUUUUAUGGAAGACCCUUUGAUGAAUGAUAUAGAUGAUAUUAUUCUGAGCUAUACAUUUUUUAAAGCACGUCGGAAUUCAAUGGGUCAACUAGAGCCGGAUAGCCCUGCCUCGGCGAGUUCAUCAACGUGACACUGCUCAACUUUGAUCUCAUGAAGCAAUUUUUACCUCUGACCUCACCUUGGAAUCUGAUUUUGACUGUAUUGAUGAAAUGCAGAAACACUUUGUUUUAAGUAAAUCUAACCCGAACUCACUGCGGUGCUGUGCGAUAGCAGCCUCUCAAGCUCUCAAUUAUUGUAUAACCUUAUCACCGACGAUAAGAAACCAUAUCGCUGAUGAUAAGUAACCUUAUCACGUAUGAAAACAAGCUCGAUGCCAGACAUG
This is a messenger RNA of Melampsora larici-populina 98AG31, 1148 nucleotides long. RefSeq lists its product as uncharacterized. Gene Ontology annotation, molecular function: copper ion binding. The record is from RefSeq and is a predicted model, not a curated record. The transcript is spliced from 3 exons. Gene Ontology annotation, cellular component: mitochondrial inner membrane. Lineage: Eukaryota; Fungi; Basidiomycota; Pucciniomycetes; Pucciniales; Melampsoraceae. The annotation marks the transcript as partial.